UAGUCCAGCAACAUCCAGGGACCCAAGGCUGAAUUCUAUAUACAAGGAGGGGUAUCCAACCUUUCCUAAGAGAAACAGAAUAGCUAUAUAAAGAGCUGGUGAAUUAUUGCUGUAAGUGGGAGGAAGACCAUCUUUGGCUGGGAGACAAGCUACUUUCUUACCAUGGAGCAGACAGUGUCCAGAAGUCGGUUGGGUUUUAGCCUGUUGAGUGUGACUUUCCUGCUGUGUUUGACAAGUGGAGCCUUUGGGUCUAUAGAUCCAGACAAGCUGAAGGCAAUCAUUGACUACAUCAGAGAGUAUGGCAUCCCCAAUAACCAUUAUGCUGUGGCUGUAAGACUGGAUAACACAUACUGCAGAAAUCCUACACGGCAGAAUUUAGAGACUGCUUUACCUACAAACCAAAUGACUCAGAUGCAGACGGCUAUUAAACAGGAAAAUGGAAUGUAUGACCCAGAUCAGAUAGGGGAUGUUGUUGCAGCCAGGCCAAAGACUCUGAAACGUUCAGCAGAGCAUGCUGAAUGGCGUUUACUGACCGGAGGCCAGAAUAGCCCAGUAGAAAGGAUCCUAGCUAAUAAGGACCAAAAUAGUUGCCUGAUCUUCUUUAGCAAAUUAUCCCCCUGUGUGAACCGAUGUCUCAAUGAGAAUGACAUGAGAAACAUUGUACAGAUGGUCAACCCCCUUUUUAACAGGUACAAUGAAGAUGCCAGGGCUUUUGUUUUUGAGACUGUUUAUAGGAGGGACACACAGAAGGAGAAGGAGGUUGUGGUGGAGGCCUGGGAAAGGAUCCAGAAUUCCCCCCUAUUCCGGUGCUACAAUGACAACCGAGGCUGUAUUCAAUGCUUUGACAACAACCAAAAGGCUGACAGUCCAUGCUUACUUGAUUAGAGCCAGAAAGAUGGUGAUGAUGCACCUUAUGGCAGCUAGUUGUGGGAUCUCAUGAUUGUCAAGUGGGCUCCUGUGUAGAUUGCCAAUAGAGUCAAGGCUUCCGCUGCUUUAACCAACUUAACCUUUGUAUAUGAUGCAUAUACU
Messenger RNA from Podarcis raffonei (Aeolian wall lizard), 1029 nucleotides. RefSeq lists its product as uncharacterized. Bases 163 to 885 code for a protein of 240 amino acids. The record is from RefSeq and is a predicted model, not a curated record. The transcript is spliced from 4 exons. NCBI's taxonomy places the organism in Eukaryota, Metazoa, Chordata, Lepidosauria, Squamata, Lacertidae.